This is a messenger RNA of Spirometra erinaceieuropaei, 11770 nucleotides long. Lineage: Eukaryota; Metazoa; Platyhelminthes; Cestoda; Diphyllobothriidea; Diphyllobothriidae. The record is from the annotation of a GenBank genome assembly.
GGAAGAUGAAACCAUUUUACGAACCUAUUUUUCCCGAGUACAUUCGUUAUAUGAUUAGUUGUAAUUCGGUCUGGUUUAUCUUUUCUCCUUCCUUCUCCAACAUAGUUUUGGCAAAGAAAAGAGAACAGGAACGCCUCAUCGCCUAUGUGCGCAAUCGCAGACACACCAGUUUUGGUCUAAUCUCAGACGGUCGCUCGGAGGAAUCGAGCAUUUCCACUUUGACCAAUGAAGAGACCAAGUUCAUUCUGGCCAAAAUGCGCCGUCUCUUUAAGGAAGACAGUGAAGUCGCUUUGCAAAUUAGCCAGGCGCUUGAUGGCAACCCGGCCAUUUGUGCAAAAAUGAAGUCGUAUGUGGGUACCGGAGUCGACUAUCACCACUUCCUGGCUUCUAUGCUGAGUCCAGACUGGCUCUUCAUCUAUCUCACAAUGUACUUUGGUUCUGGACAAGAGGUAAUAGAACUUUUGGAGGCUUUUCGAAACGCAGAACCUGAAUCUGAUGAAGCCAAAGACGCCAUUGGCAAGUUAGCGGGAGCAACAAAGGAUAUCGAAAUAGUCAAGAACUUCCUCGAUCUCUUCACGCCACUUGUCCGGCUCCUUGCGGAGACUAUAGCACCCAUGUUUUCGAGCAUGGACGAGGCGACGGACUUCGUAAAACGAGCUUUAGGUGGUGACACAGAUGCUAACGCAAAAAUCAGGACUGUGAUGGAGAUUUCCGAAGAUGACUUGGAGGCUAUUCUGGAAACUGUGAGAAGGUGUCGGGACUAUCAGUGUUCCGUUCUAUGCGUUGGACUGCAGAAGCAACUGGCGCAACUCUUGGUGAGCGUCAAUAGUUUUCAGAAACGAACUGUAUUUGCAACAUUGAUACUCCCAGCUCCUCAUGAGAGCGCCUUCUCCACUCUGAGUGGAAAAUACUCUGACCGCACAGAGAUAUGAACACGCGUUUGGGUUGCAAACGCGUCGAUGCUAUAGUGUCAAACCUCAAGCGAAUUCAGUAGUUUGUGUCGGACGGGCAGUUUGGAUAACAUCUGCUAUGCGGGGGCAGUACAGUUCUGCGGGUCCCGGGGACAAGAUACUCAUUCUACCUCUGCACCUGUGCGCAUUUACAGUCGAAGUAACACAUUUUGACUACUGUACACCAUUGGAACAGGAUGAGAAAGGGAGAGGGAGAGAGCAUCUGUGCCACGGAUCCCAGCUUAUAAUAUAGUUAUUCGUAUCUGGCACAAGUUAGAUGACAAUUUCACGUACCGCCAGUCACUACACCCUAUUCCAUCUUGGCGUAUAGGAGAGGAGAUAGAGAGUUAACUUGAUCCAAUCAACAUACAACGAUUAGCUUUAAAUGUGCCGUGACGCACCAAAAACGCGGGUUAGAAAACUGCUGACUGAAGGGAUAACUAAGUUCUCCCCUCAGACUAAAGGGCUAGCUUCAAGGAAUCUUUCGUAACGUGACCUUUAGGACACCCUUAUUUCUGAAAAAUAGGCGGUCCUUUCAUCAAAGCCCGCUGUAUGUGGAUUUGACGAUCAAGACUCGCGCGUCACGUGUAGAUGGAUUGUCUACUUUUAUAAACCACGGUGCAGGAAAGCGGUGGGUGCAGGAAGGAAGAGAAAGUGAGGUAGGUGUAGAACGAAUCGCCUUUACUGAACGCCUAGUCACCACGAAGCUCACCUCUUGGGACACUGGUUGUCCUUAUCUUGCGAAGGAAGAACUACUAUAAUAAGAUUGGCGCGCAUUUGAAUUGCUGCUGAUCUUUAACAGUCCACCAACUGAUGAGACUAUGUGGGUCUUCAGACCGAAAGUCGAGCUAAAAAGGGACCCUCAGGCGGUUUUCACAGUAAUUCUUGAGGAUUUGACCAGCCAUGUACGUAAGGAAAUUAAUCAGGUUAGUUUGGGAAACUAGUGCGUGUGUGACAUGUUUAGACGAAAGCGGAUGCCCGGCCAUACGUUCGUUGUGACAGCAUGUAUGACUCCAGACAAUUGCUUGCAUUCAUAUGACUACUUGCACGCGCCACAGCCUGCCACAUGGUGCACUACGGAGCGUGCCAAUCAGAGGUGAACAUCACUGCUCAUUGUAGUAACGGCUGGAUCGCAGUUGGCAGCCAGGAAUGCGAAAGCGGACGGCGAUCUUAACCCUAAUCCUAAACUUAACCCUAACCCUAACCUCACCCUUAACCGUUAACCCUAACGGCAACCCUAACCCUAAUCGAAACCGUAAACGUAACCGUAGCCCCUAGACAUAGCCGUAACUGGAAAACCUAACCGUAAUACUGCACCCUAAUCGUUCGCGCAAACCCUAACCGUAACCGGAAAACCUAAGCCUAAAGGCAUAAUCCUUACCCGAAAAAUGCGCGUCCUGGCUACCAACUGCGAUUUAGCCGUAGUAACUUUUGGGAAAAUGUAGAAAAAUAGAUGAUGAUCUCGCAGAGCAGUGUGGGCUCUCCGUGUCCCAUUUUAAAGGUCCCCUUGCUGGGACUAAGAACUAUGUGACUCAUAAACCUCCAAGACCCUCAUCGGCAAGAGAAUUUUGGAAACACUAAACUAUAGCCUUAGAAACCCUGUUUUUGCACAGGAGGAGAUAAAAGAUCUUUUGAUUAUUGGAGUGCUAAUGUUGUUAUCUAUAUUUUUGACGUUCCUGUGGUAGGACCACAUUGGUAUUCAAGUGUAAAUUUAAUACUUCGGUCUUCAUUUUUUCGAAGGAAACAGCCGAAAGGGAAGCAGAGAUGAGGAGACAGGCGGAAAUGCUCGCUCUGCAGGAGGAGGAGCGCAGGUCCCUUUUCGGUGUCGAUUCCUCAGAGUAUAGGAGCAGCGAAGGGUCCGAGCCGAUUGCAGGUGAGAUGAUCAUCCUGAGACCAGGUAGUGUCGACUUCAAGCCGGACGAACCUGCGGUGGAUUACGUCGUCUCUAAGACUGAAACUGGCUCCCGGCAAGAGUCACAACUCAGUGGACCACUGAAAAGCGCACGCAUGGCAAGUGUUCCUUCUCGCUGUUCUUACGUUAACGUUUUGGAAGGCGCGCAUUUUUCCUCACUCAAGAUUAUACGAGAAGUUUCAUAUGCGUGCGGAUGGUUCGUCAUGUGAAAAGUGGUGCUCAGGCAAACCAAGUAAUCACUGCUUCAACGAUCAGCUGACGUCAGAGAAAAGCAGAUCGUAAAAUCUAGACUUCUAAUUGAAGAAAUUUUUAUGUCUAAUACAAUUUAUCUCAUUUAGAGACUCAAACAGAUGGAUGAUUCGUCAUCGUCAGUCAGGUUAAUUUGGCAAAUAAAUAUUUUUUAAAGCAUUUUUAGAAUUUGCAUAUGUUUGUAGCAUUUCUCGGCUGUAUUUGAAAUAGCUUUUUGGAUUUAAACCCUUUUACCUUGUGAAUGACAAAUUCCUGUGUUAACUGCUCAAUACAUUGAUACUUUCGGCUAUUUGUAAAAAGCUGGAUUAAGUUAGGACCAUACAAGACUGCCUGACGCGCACAUAGUAAGUAUUUUCAAAAAUGCUCGGUAGAAAGUGGAAUAAAGAAUAGCAGAUAUUGCCUAAAAAGGUAGAAGAGGCUGAGGUAGAUAUUUCUACCAUAUUUUUCUCUGUUUGCCAGCCAAAGGGGCAGUAUUCGGGAGUUUUUCUUGACUCAGGGUCGUUUUUGGCCUGUGUCUAUUUACCCGAUCAUCUGGAAACUGCCCGUCUUUCUCAUCCGUCAUGGGCGAUGGCUUCUAACGUAAAACACACGUUUCCUUGCGCAGUUUGUGUUAGCAUUUAUGUAUUACGCAGGCAGUAAUUACUUCUUGUCAUGACUUUCCUGUUCCAUGCAGAGUUGUUUUAUUUUAAUAGCACAUAAACAGAAUUAAAUUUCACCCGGGCUACUUUAAUUCUGCAUAAUUUCCAAGAAAAGAAUUGACCAAACACUUUGUACUACAGCGUCGUCCAUAAAGUGUCUAAGUGUCAAGGAAUGAAAUAUUUUGCAUUUACCUGGAAAACACAAGAAACCACCUGAAUUGUCUGAUCGUUUCAGUCAAAGCCAGAGCUCCGAGUGGAUGCAGGUGCAGCUCCCGUCUUUACAAAGCGUCCACCAAAGAAACGGCGAAAAGUUGGCGGUGGUGGUCAUGCCCCGGCCAGUCGCCUCAGCCAAGUUCUGAUCGGUGAAGGCUUCACCGAAGACGAUCUCUCGGACGAGAUCGAUGAGGAAGAGGGGGGCGAAGAGGAGGAAGGGGAGGAGGAAGAAGAACACGAGUCGGGUGAGAAUGAGCUAUCGAUCGAACUGCUCUCUGAAAGCAGCUCUGCGGAUCAAGCUUCGCAAAAUUACGAGUCCGACGAAGCUUUGCUAGACCCGGAGGCCCGGAAGUCAGCUAGACUACUCAAGAGAUUGAGCAGCACGCCAAAAUGUAAGCCAUCGAGCUGUUUAAUAGGUAGCAAUCAUAGUUACUAAACCAUAACGCAAGAGAUCGCUAGUUGAUAUGCUCAUCUGCAAAAACUGCAUGCUAUCUUCUACACAACUCAACCGUGAGAUUGACUACAUGACCUAUAAUAGUGUGCUAAUAUAUAUUGUGCUGAGAGUAUGGUACAUCAAUCUCAACGUGGCAGUAGGUAUAUUUGGAGUAAAUGACAGAAGCCCUUAAAACUCCAUUUAGACAGUACAAGUGUGCAUAAGAGUAGUUAAGCUGCAAAAUUUUAGCAUGUAGUCUUAGUAUGCAGAAUGCAUAAAACUAAUGGUGAAGCAUAAAUGUGAAAAAGGUAUAGCAUUUGCGAAAUAACGACGAAAAACACGUUCGCUGCAGCUGCACUGUGAAAUUUUCAUCUGGGUCAAGGUUAAUGUACAAAAAGGACCUGCUGAAAUCAUGUAAGUAGCAUGUUCAUAGUCAGGUCGUAAUCGAUAGAUGGGGUUUGCGGAGUUCGGAUUGUUUUUUAACAUGUGGUUAGCUAAAUGUCUCAUGAAGACACUCGUGGUGGGGGGAAUCUACAACAUACGCCGGUAUAAAAUCCUAUUCGCGAAUGACUUAUAUACUACAGACUGCCUACGGGCAAGCUGUCUGUGUUACGAGGAUAGCCCGCUGUGAUUGAUGGAAUCCAUCUUAAACAUUUAUAUCAAUCCUUGUCACGAAGGCUUCAGUUCAAGAUGAUACACUAAUAUCAGAAGAACUUAAAAGCUUAACAAAGGCAUGCCUUUUAGCGGCUCCAGUAACUUCAUUGAAGUUAAACGCCUCCCUGAUUGAAAAUACCUAUGCAAGCUCCUUUGUUAGUUUAGAUUUCUCAGUUCAUAUUCAAAGUGUGCUGUUUGAUUCAUUGCGCUCUGGCCAAUUUUUCGGUUCCAGCCACGACCAACAGGUUACAUUUUGGAUAAAAGCACGUCUGCCAGUCGUAAGUCGCUAGCGACCGGACACUGUGUAGUGAAGUGAGUCUGGAAGUCAUUUGGUGGAUUCUGCACUGAUUGUUUAGAAGGUCCUUCUUGGGUAGUCAUAUUAUUGUAGCAGAAGUGGUCAGCUCCAUAAGUUGCAGUAAUGCUUGAUGGAUAAAUUGAGCCAAAAGAUGAUUAAAUUCCUGGCACUCGAUGGGGCCCCGUAGCUCAGGCGGUUAGCGCAUUGGCUGUGCACAAGCCUUGCACUUGCCGUCGUGGGUUCGAAUCCCAACGAGGCAGCCGAAGUUUUCACGGUGAAAUCAAACGAAUGUCUGAAAUUCACCGUUACAAAAAGUUUGAUUGACGAUGAUUCUCAGUCGCAGUUUUCUUGAGAAAUACGACGAAUCAAGACUCUUAAUGACACUUUGUUUGACACUUUGUUUCGUUACUGAAAACCCCUAUAUGCUUUUUUCCCUUCCUAGUGGGACAAAUGUACAGGGUUUCCUCGGAAGAUUACUCCAUAAGUGGUUAGUUACUUUCCUCUGUACUUUAUGAUUGUCCCAAUUCAACAUUUCUCAUAAGGACGUUGAUUUGCUUACACACUGGAGAGUUAAAAAAGCCAACUCUGAAAAAGGAGGGCCUACUAUCUCCAACCUCAGUGCAGCUGGAUAGGCUCGAGUCCCCAAAACAGACAUUCAGAAGAAAAUUCUUUAAGAAACUAGUCAUCGUGAUCUGAUAGAAAAUAACAUUUAGCAAUACCUAAGGACCUCAUGGAGUGCUGUCAAUAAAAAGGGUCACCUCGUCUACUGGACGUCUACCCAGAAUGAUUGUAAGAUGUCUGCCCGUAGGGGGUGCUAUGCGAAGGCGGGGUCUUGAGUGCGCCCCUAUAGACGAACAGAGGAAACAGGCAGCAGAAGUAAACAACAACUAAGUUUACUUGAUCCUGCGGGACAGUGGGAUGCAAUCAACAUAAAGGAAAAGUGCAAUCAUCUCAAGUAUGAGUCGGGGACGCGGGGCCAAUGAAGGUUUGUAUUCGGUUGCGCCUCUUGGUUACCAUCUCAAGCCCGCUGUUUCAUGCAUGUCUCGAUAAUCAGCAUAAUCCACCACCAGGAGACGGAUUCUUAUGCGGAGGUUGAUCUCCCCGUGACUGCAAAGCGGCCAAACAACCACUACAACCUUGUUCCGGACUCCAUAUUCACUUGGGUCGUACGGGAUCAGGGGUGCCAUCAGAAUAAGCAUGAUCAGCAGGAGAUCCACGGGGACCUAUUUACACUUUCGUAAAGUUCCUCUAGCCUGUACCUUGCAAAGUGAGAGGGAAAUGAUGGCAGUCUAUAUGACCCGUGGGUUAUCGAAUGAUCCCAUCUGUUCACUGCUUGCUCCAGAGGACAUUUUACUACGGUUAAUGUACGCCAUGCUGACGUUUUGGAGCCUAGAACAGUUCCACCAACCAAACCAAAAUUGGCCAGAACUUGAAGAAGGAGACACGAUGGCCGGGACAAGAGCUUUAUUAGCCUGACGUUUCGGAUUCCUACUCGAAUCCAUCAUCAGAGCCAAUAGAGCAGAAACGGGUGGUUGUCGCACAAGGGGCUGCGGUAUUUAUAGGAUGCAGCAGCCAUGCUACCGCAUACCUAUGAACGUUCAGGGCUUCCCCCUUCAUCCGGGAUUGUCACACUUGGUGUGAUCAUUGCUUGAUGGCCGACAUCCGAGUCGAUAAUUGCUGCAAUUUCAUCACGUGCGUUGGAUGUUGGCGUGAUGAUUGCUCGACCAUCUGACGAGUUGACCCGGGUGUUGGGAAGAGUGUUCACCAGUGCCCUCCCCGCGUGGCCAAUUACUCCGCCUAGACGAAGUCUCAGCACGCUGUAUUGAAUGGGAAGAUCGUUGCACUUGUUGAUGGACUGGGGGCCAGUAAACCAUGAUUCCAGUAGCUCUCGGCUCACUCGGUUGUCACCUCUUGCGAGAAUUUCGGCCUCGUCGAAUUUAAAUGUGUGGCCGGGUCUCGUCGAAUGAGCCGCAACUUGAGAGCUGGCGUCAUUUCUGCGCACCGCUGCCGCGUGUUCGGCCAUUCUCGUUCGGAGCUGUCUUCCGGUUUCUCCGACGUAGUUGCUUUGUCCGCAACUGCACCAGAUCCGAUAAACGACUCCAGACGUUUCUAGCCGUGGCAGUGGGUCUUUCGGUUUCAGGAUCAGACGCCUGAUGGUUGCCUCCGGUCUGUGUGCCACUCCAACCCCAAGUGGUGCGAGAAGGCGACCGACAGCUUCCGAAACGUUCUUGACAUACGCAAGUGCCCGCCAACACCCGGGUCAACGCGUCAGAUGGUCGAGCAAUCAUCACGCCAACAUCCAACGCAAGUGAUGAAAUUGCAGCAAUUAUCGACUCGGAUGUCGGCCAUCAAGCAAUGAUCACACCAAGUGUGACAAUCCCGGAUGAAGGGGGAAGCCCUGAACGUUCAUAGGUAUGCGGUAGCAUGGCUGCUGCAUCCUAUAAAUACCGCAGCCCCUUGUGCGACAACCACCCGUUUCUGCUCUAUUGGCUCUGAUGAUGGAUUCGAGUAGGAAUCCGAAACGUCAGGCUAAUAAAGCUCUUGUCCCGGCGAUCGUGUCUCCUUCUUCAAGACUACUUCCUGGGACUCGGCUCUUCGCUUCUAUUGGCAAUUGGCCAGAACGUUGAUUAACUACGACGCAGCUGACCGGAGCGAAAAUGUGCGACCCUGGACAUACUUAGGCACUGCAAGUUAUUCCAGCGGUUUCGAACUCAACGAAGGUUCAUUUGUCCGAUGUUAGGACGCGUCGGUCCGAUCUUCGAUGUUGGAUUGAUAGCGUCGCCGCUAGGACAUAAGAAUAGAAACGUCCCCGCCCAAAUAAUAAAGACGAGCCUGCGCAUAAUUCCGAAAAGGGCAAAGUAUUCCCCUGUUCUAACCCCAAUAAUAACCCUAAUAUAAAACCAAACCUUUGUCGUACUCUUGACGCUAAACCUUCCCUAAACCCCAACUCUGCAGUUGACACUGGCCCUUGUCUUAACCCCAAACUUCAUCCCGACUUGCCUUACCGGAGACGUUAAGUCUAGCCUUAAAUCUAAUCCUUAACCUAACCUUAACCCUAAACUCAAACCUAACCCUGAUUUAACUUGAAGGUGACUCAAGGCCACUCGUAGUGCAGACGGUUCCUGUUCUCAUGGGCCACAUAAGCCAGUCCUACCGCGCCUCUUGAUAGCUUCAAGGCGCGUUUGGUUGUUUAGGGUGCGGCAAAUAAGCCCUGCGUCCGGACAGAACUGACUUUACUGUCUAUUACCUUUUGCAUAAACAAAUGAGCUGUCCGAGUUGAGCGCAAUGGCCGGCGUGACGUGAAGUCGCGCCUAACGCAUCCCACGCACAUAUAUGACAAUAGUCAGUGUAUCGUGCAGACUCGACGCAGCCUGACUAACAUAUGCAAUGGGUCAGUCUGUUUCCCGCUGCGGUGACGACACAACUCGUUGGUAGGGGUGCUGACUCCCUUCCAACCGUCUUGUCCUGUUUCUAGUCACCUAGUGAUUUAUCCAACGCGUCAACUUAGCUGUUUUUCGAGGCAAUCAUAUAGCUGAAUAUAGUAUUCUUUCGCAUCCAAGCCCAUGACAAGUUUUGGAGUCAAAAUGUUAGCUAACGUGUGAGCAAAUCAGAGACCAUUUACAUGCAUACGCAAUUAAGUAGUCUGAUAAAUAACUGACUUUUCUGGUUGUUUCCAAUAACUCCAAAGUUCUUUCUUCAAUAUAAUAGAUGUUAUCGAUAGCCCCCGCCCGCAGGACUCAGCUACAUUCUUGGAAGAAAAGGUAGGUCAGCAGCUCACGCAUUGCUUGAAGUCUAUUUUCCUUCAGGCACUCAUAUCGCGCAAUAGUUAAGUAAAAUUAUAAAGUGUUAUUGAUUUGAUCUGAGCUAGCACAAUGGCUUAAUAUAAAGAGAACUUUCAUGUGACGUACGGUCACGUUUAAUACCUCUUCAAUAAUUUCUAACUUUAUCCCAAGAUUGUAAAGUUUUUAAUUUUAAAAGGUCUUUAUUUACACAUUUCAAUGUCUGUGUGAUUCAUCCAGGAAAACUUCUAUAGGGAUAAGCUUUAAUCCAUACACGUCCGUCUUCAGUAAUUCGGACACCACCUCCACACACCCAUCUCCUUCCCACGAAAUCGCAGGCGGAUCGGGGUAGCUUCAGCAAGCCAACCAAUACAUCAUAGCCCUUGAGUAUCUAAACUUCUAGACUCUGCUAGAAAGGUUCAUGAAGGAUUAAAAAUAACCGGGAAGUAGUUGAAGUAGAGCGAGGAAACACUUCAAAUUAUCUGUUGUGACUAUUUUCUCCUGACCUAUCUUUCGAAGACCCUUGAUUUCCGAGAAGUCUUUUCAGUCAACCUCUCCUUUCUUACCAUUUGGGUUUAAAUUAUCGCCCUCCAGGUUGCCCUGCUGGAGUCAGUCGUGACGCAAGACUGGUUUCCCGAGCCUGAUAUCGUGCUUGAGCCCAACCGGAUCGCUGCAGUUGUGGCGGGCACUCUGAUGAACAUGCCGUUUGAUGUCAUGCCAAUCGGUGUUGCUAUGAUCAACAGCCUCAUGAGGUAGGUUGUUUUAUCGCUUUCGAGGUUGUGUCGCCCAUUCCAAGCUGUUGCGGAUGAAUUGACAGCUAGGAUAUGGAGAGUUAUGGCGACUUUUGUCGGUAUUUUCCACUUUCUGCUCUGUACUGAUGUCGACCUGGCGCACUCGCAGGAAAUUCGAUACGCGCGUCUGUGUGAGUCAAAACAUCUGCGCCUUAGGACAGUGAUGUUAUAAACUAACUUUUUUGAUCGUAAAUACUAAAGAUCAGCAAUGUACUGCAAGCAAAGCUGAACACGGUCGGUCAACCCAGAAUGCAAUCUUAGUAGUCUCUGUUGAUUUAUUAACCAAGAAUACAAUUAUGUGCAAUGCCCAGUAUUUUUUACUCCGCAGUUAGUUUUAGCAGGGCUAAAUAAGCUGGAUCCUGCCAAGUCACCUGGACCAGAUGAGAUCCCAGGUGUACUCCUGCGUCAGCUAGCCGAAGAAUUAGCAGAGCCACUUUCUAUAAUCUUCCAAAAAUCGCUGGAAGCUGGCAAACUACCUGACACAUGGAAGUUGACAAACGUCGUACCUAUCCACAAGGGAGGAUCACGGCUAUGUCCCACGAACUACCGGCCGGUUAGUUUGACAUGCAUUUGCUGCAAACGGAUGGAAAAAGUAGUUAAAAAAUCUAUUACAUCACUCGAUACUUUCCGCUGUCAUAUUGCCUCAGUUCAACAUGGCUUCUGCGAAAAGCGGUCGUGCCUCACAAACCUGCUGUCGUCACCCGAACACUGGCCAAAGGCCAUGGAUGAAGCACAUCCAGUUGAUGUCAUUUACUUCGACUUCAGCAUGGCGUUCGAAUGCGUCCUACAUAAGCGCCUCAUUCAAAAGUUGUCAGAAGUAGGGAUAAGAGGAAAUCUUCUGAGCUGGAUUCAAGAUUUCCUAAACGGACGGCGACAAAAAGUCCCGGCGGGCGGCUACAGCUCAGAAUGGGCACCUGUUACGAGUGGAGUCCCACAGGGGUCAGUUCUUGGGCCGCUCCUAUUCAUUGUCUAUGUAAAUGACCUAGUAGGGGAAGUGAAAUCGGAAAUAGCGCUCUUUGCAGACGAUCUUAAACUUUGGAGAGUGAUAAAAAAUGAAGAUGACGUCAAGAUACUACAAAAGGACGUAGAGAAUUUGCACGCAUGGAGCGAGAAAUGGUGCAUGAAAUUCAACGUCAAAAAUGUGCAGUAAUGCACGUAGUAUCAGCGAGGCGAAGAAAAAUGCAUCCCCACGACAGUAUCUUCUGGACAAUCAACCACUUAAAACCGUAGAUGUGCUAAAAGAUCUCGGUGUGUUCAUUAAAGACGAUCUAAGCGUCACCACGCAGUGUUCUAAAGUCGCUGCGCGAGCAAUGUCCGUUAUGAGCGCGAUACGCAGAACGUUUAUACACUUGAAUAAAGAUGUUUUGGGCAAAGUAUACGGGACAUUCGUGCGGCCGCACCUGGAAUAUGCGGUACAGGCUUGGCGGCCGUAGCUUCGGAAGGAUAUGGAUCUCCUUGAAGGUGUACAACGGCGUGCUACAAAGGCUGUUCAUGGCCUCAAAAACUUCACGUACGAGCAGCGCCUGACGGCCUUGAACCUCUAUCCCCUCCACUACAGGCAGGACAGAGGUAACCUCAUAGCAACGUUCCAGUUGGUUAAAGGACUUAAUCUGGAUGUCGACUGGGAAACGUUUUUUGAAAUGGCACCCAAGUACAAUCCCAGACGACAUGAUUACCAACUUAAAAGGGAACUGUGCCACACAAAUCAACGCUCCUCCUUUUUAUCACAGAGGGUCAUUCGCCAAUGGAACUCUUUGCCGGAGUUUGUUGUUAAUUCCCCUACCGUGAACGUGUUCAAGAGACAACUGGAUGCUUACCUGCUGAAAGGAAACUCGAACUGUCGAAGCCUGAUCUAA